Saccostrea echinata is the source of this 1908-nucleotide messenger RNA. RefSeq lists its product as uncharacterized. Bases 1 to 1908 code for a protein of 635 amino acids. NCBI's taxonomy places the organism in Eukaryota, Metazoa, Mollusca, Bivalvia, Ostreida, Ostreidae. Gene Ontology annotation, biological process: DNA recombination; DNA integration. The transcript has 4 exons. Gene Ontology annotation, molecular function: DNA binding. The record is from RefSeq and is a predicted model, not a curated record.
AUGUUGGAGUUGGAUGAUGGUAAGAUUGAUACAAGUUUACAAGUGAGUUCAUCAACAUUGUCACCAGAAGUAUCAGAACCAAACUCUUCUGAAGCAGAUUCCGAGGAAGAAGAUGCAUUGUCAGCUCCUGAGAUAAUUUCAAAGAAGACUGUUGGUGAUAAAAAAAAAGAACCAAAAAGACCCUGUCCAUUUUGCAUGAAGCUACAGUCCUCAUUAACAAAACACAUACAAAGAUGUCACAAAAACGAAGAGGAAGUUAAAGCUGCAAUGAGCCUUCCAGGACUAGAAAGGAAACGUGCAUUUAGAAACAUGAAAAGGCAAGGAAUAUUUAAAUACAAUGCACACAUAUUGAAGUCAAAGGAUAUAAAUGAGGAAUCCAUGAAAGAAUUGUUGAAAGAAAGAGAUCAAGGCACUGACAAAGAAUUAGCAAUGUGUUCACUCUGCAAGGCUUUUAUCAGCAAGAAACUAAUGUACAAACAUGUCAGAAAUUGUAAAGUUGCAGAGGAGACUACCUCACCUCCUACUAGGGUGGUAUUGAGAGUGCUUCAAGAACAAAGUUACCCACAGGACUAUAUUCAAUUCUUAGAAACAUUUCAUAAAGAUGAACCAGGACAAAUUAUAAGAAGUGACGAAUUUUUGAAAGAAUUUGGACAUGUCGAGUUCCAAAACUGGAAGGGGUCAACUAUCAAAGCAACAGAAAAGUUGAAUACCUUAAGAUCCAAAUUAAGAAGAUUGGCCAGGCUUUUCAUUAAUUUCAAAAGUAUGGCUUUAGAAAGUGGCAUAGAAUUAAAGAGCUGUGCUGAUAUGUUUAAAGUAGGUACUGCUAAAUUGUUUUCUGCUGCUGUUCAAAAAAUGACAAAUUUUGACUCUGAAGUAGAUGACCUAAAAUGUGGACUGAAGGUGGGAUUAAAAUCUUUGAUAGUUGAAGUAUGUGAUACACUGUAUGCUACCUAUUUGAUAAAGAGAGAAGAACUUUUGGCAAAAGAAGUAAAAGAGUUUCAGGAAGUGUUGAAAGUGUACUGGAAGUAUUUUUUCAUCACAGCUAGAGAGGUGCUGAUGAAUAAGAUGCACAGCCAGUCUAGAGCUCCUACACGUCUGCCUAGUAUUGAAGAAUACCAGAGGUUGCGAGACUUUACAAAGGAAAAAAUUACAGAAAUAGUAGAGGAUAUUUAUACACCAAUGAAUCAGGGAAUAUUUUGUAAUCUAAGGAAUUUGAUAGCCUGUAGACUUACAUUAUUUAAUGCAAGGAGAGGAGGAGAGGCAACGAGAUUGACAAUAUCAGAGUUGGAAGAAGCUUUUAGUAAUAAAUGGGCAGACAAAACAUUUUUCAAGAAAAUCGAUGAAGAUAUUGAAAAACUAAUGUGCAAAAUAAUAUGUGCUUAUCUUCAUUCAUCCAAAAAAUUAGAACUUGUAUCAGUAAUAAUACCAGAUGACUGUUGGAAAGGACUUGAAAUGCUUAAAGAUGUUGAGAACAGAAAACUUGCAGGUGUUCAUCCUAAAAAUAAAUUUAUCUUUGCAAAUACGGAAAACUCAUUAGAUCAUGUAAAUGGAUGGCAGAGUGUUCAUAAAGUUUGUAAAAAUGCCGAAAUGAAAAAAAAUAUAACUGCAACUGAUAUGAGGCAUUACAUAGCUACUUAUUAUGAAUCCCUGGAUGUAUCUCCAGAGGAAAGGGACUUUUUUAUACGGAAGCACUUGGGACAUUCAAAGUUCAUUAAUGAAAAUAUUUACCAAUGCCCACCAGCUGUAAGGUUAAUGGAAACUGCAGGGAAAGUCUUGUUAACAUUGGAUUCAUAUGAAGGCAAAAACACAGACGAAAAAACUGAAUUGGAAUCAAAUGAGGUGGAUGGUGAAUUUGACAGUGAAAGAGCAAACUUUUUGGAGGAAAUAGGUAAAGCUUUUCAUUUAUAA